This is a messenger RNA of Toxorhynchites rutilus septentrionalis, 6335 nucleotides long. It is a transcript of the gene Ae2, whose product is annotated as anion exchange protein 3. The record is from RefSeq and is a predicted model, not a curated record. The coding region runs from base 957 to 5039 and encodes 1360 amino acids. Lineage: Eukaryota; Metazoa; Arthropoda; Insecta; Diptera; Culicidae. Gene Ontology annotation, biological process: monoatomic anion transport; bicarbonate transport; transmembrane transport. Gene Ontology annotation, cellular component: plasma membrane. Gene Ontology annotation, molecular function: solute:inorganic anion antiporter activity; monoatomic anion transmembrane transporter activity. The transcript has 12 exons.
AUGAUUGGAACUUUGGGUGGUAAACCUCUUGUGAAUCUCGGUCUCGCGUGGAAGAUGUGCUUAGUAACUGCUCCGAGAACAGCAGCAUGUUUCAUCCCGAAUAACAUUUAGUGUUUUAUCAAAUCGGAACGGUACUGUCGGUGAGACAUACGCAUGUGUGCACUGAUCCUUCUGCAAGGUCAGACGAAAACUGAAAAGAGCCAAAACAUACAGAAACUAGAAGAUUAGCAGUCGAAAAAGAGGACGACUUGUGCAAAAUCGAGCAUCGAAGAAGCAAAAGUGUGAAUGUUGUGACCUAAUACCAUCGGAAAAAAGUGAUUUUCGUUAAAGUGUAUCAAUUCGAAAGAAAAACUGUCGCCAAUAGACUUUUUUGUUAGUCAAAAAAAUCUUUUUUAGAAAAGUCCCAAAAUGUGUGAAGAUAAAAAUCGCAGUUCGUUGUGAUAACAGAACAUUAAAAAACUAAUAGUGAUUUACUGAAGAACAGGAACGUUUCAGUAAGAAUAAGUAAAAAUGAGACGGAGAAAAAAAUAUUGACUUUGCACCAGUGCAGCAAGAGAAGAAAACCAAUUCGAACUCAGAUCGGUGCUAAUCGCUCUCAUUGCUCAACUGCUUGCACAGAAACAGAAAAUUGUGGUGCCUCAAUAUCGGUGAUAAAAACGUGCAACAAAUGUCUCAAACCGUAGCCACGAGGCACUUCGUGACGCCUGGGAAAUGAAGAAAAGCAAACAAAUAGUGGGUGGUUGCUGAUUUGCAUAAUUUCAAGGCACUCUCCACUUGAUUGAUGUUUAACACCGGCAAAUGCGAUAAAUGGUGCUAGAGUGAUUCGGCUGGUGAAAAUAUUGGAGCAAAAACAAGGCGGAGAAGACCAACUAACUUUACGAAUAUCGGGCUGCAUUAGUGACUUAAAAUAAACGACUCAGGAUGACGAUCCAGACAAGGUACAGCUGGAUGAUGAAAUGGAAAAGGUGUUCGGAUCGGUCGGUACCGAUAAGGAGAAAUUUGAACUGAAGCGCCUGAAUGACGAAGUACUUGUGGACAAUUCUCCGCUAAAGUUCGACGAAUCACAUCGCUCCUUGGAUAACCACCCACUCAUUCCGCCAUCCAAUCGUCGCCCAAUGGAUACCCCUACGGGCGGUGGCAGUGGUUCACACGAUAGCGACAACAAUAACAAAGAUGGCGGUGGCGACGGCUCGCUGCCAGGGACCACUCCGACCAGUCCCAUUUCGAUUUCAUCGAAGAGUGGAACCAAACCGUCCAAUGAUACGACACUGGCGGACAAUUCGUCUAAUGAUUUCAGCGAAGCCGUGCAGGAUGAGCCACUGGUGGACCAGGGAACCUUGCAGGGAGAACAGUGGGAUAAUAGUGCUAGACGAAACGUUCAUUUCGACAACAAGGAUCGACCAACUCAGUUUGAAGGAUUACAGAUUGAAGAUACCAAUGAAGAACGUCGACGGCGCUCUGAGCGCCACCAUCCCCACAAAUCAAGAAAGUACUCGUUGCAAGAAUAUCACCCCGAGUGGCGUCGCCAGAGUGGAACCGAGGGUAGCUCAUCCACAAGACGCGUUUCCGUACAGCCCGAAGAUGCAACGCUACAGGAGGCAGACAUAGACGAACUAACCUCACACCGCUCGGACGACCCUCGCGCGCUUCGCCGCCAUAAGGUGAGCGCUCAGUCCCAGAGCAGUGGGGCCGCGGUGGUCAACAUCAACCGCAAGGAAGGCGACAAAUUGCAGCAUCUUCUUCCGACGAAUAAAUUCAAAAAGCUCUACGACCAUAGCCCACACGAAGUAUUCGUCCAGUUGGACGAGUUAACGGGAACCGGCGAAGAUCGCGAGUGGAAGGAGACAGCUCGUUGGAUCAAGUACGAGGAAGACGUCGAAGAAGGUGCCGAUCGCUGGGGUCGUCCGCAUGUGGCCUCGUUGUCGUUUCAUUCGCUGCUGAAUCUACGUCGUUGUCUGGAGACGGGCGUCGUCCUGAUGGACCUGGAAGAAAAGGACUUGCCGUCGGUGGCAUACAGGAUUGUCGAACAGAUGGUUAUCGAUGAGUUGAUUCACGAGGAUGACAAACCAGUGAUCAUGCGUGCACUGCUGCUGAGACAUCGCCAUGUCAAUGAACAUUCUCACAACGGAUUUCAUUUCGGGCCGAAAAGAAAGUAUAGCAGCUAUAGCAGUUUGCAGUCGCUAUCUUUACGAGCAGAAGAUGGCAACGGUGAGGUUAUUGUCGGUGUACGUAGACUUAACUCGUUCGUAAGUCCUACCCAAAGCUACACUCUAAGUCCUCAAUCGCUACAUCCCAAUCACAGUCCGAAUCUAGCGCUUGAUAGCCUUCAAAACAACCAUCAUAGACAGCACCACCCACGGCACCAAGUACAAAGACAGCCUAGCAAUGGGAGCACUACCGGUGGAAACGGCCAACAACAGUACUGCCAUCAACCUUCCCAGCAGCAUCAGCGCCACAAACGUACCGGAAGUCAUGAUAGCAGCAGUACUGCCGGUAGUGUCCCACCGGUAGCCAUAACCACGGUCACCAGCGCCGUCGGUAUGCGACGAAAUAAUUCACCUUUAUCGCUGACAGUUGUAAAUGAAAUAAUGAUCAAUAACGUGCCUCACAACCAAGCAAAAGAAUGCUCUCAAACAACUUCUCUGAGUGUUGACGAUAAGAAACCUCGUAUCGUGCCAUCGAAUGAUAUCCACGGGCAUGGCCACGGUGAAACGAAGAUUAACAUGCAGGAGGAAACGUACACCUCGUCGCAAGAAGACAUCAAGAUGCGCUCGCAGAAGGAAUCAAUCCUGAAGAGAAUUCCAGAGGGUGCCGAGGCCACAACGGUACUGGUGGGUGCGGUGGAUUUCCUUGAGCAACCCACGAUUGCCUUCGUCCGGUUGGCGGAAGGUAUCCCGAUGCCGAGUAUCACGGAAGUACCGAUACCGGUGCGUUUUCUCUUCAUUCUACUGGGACCACAAAGCGCCGAACUAGAUUACCACGAGGUGGGUCGUUCUAUUGCCACACUCAUGUCCAAUGAGCAUUUUCACGAUAUUGCAUAUAAAGCGGACGACCGUCGGGAGCUAUUGUCGGCCAUCAAUGAGUUCUUGGAUGAUUCGAUUGUGUUGCCUCCGGGCAAGUGGGAACGCCAGGCACUGCUGCCUUUCGAUGAGUUGAAAGCCAAGAGUGAUAUGAUUCGUUUGAGAAAGAAAAAGGCUAUCGACGAAAAGAUCAAGAACAAACAUGCACAACUGACGAGCGAAGAGGAGAAAAAACUGUUAGCUGCAGCCGAUGGGGACGGGAAGAAACCUUCGAAAAAUCCCCUGGAAAAGACUAACCGUUUGUGGGGAGGACUGAUCAAUGAUAUUAAACGAAGAUAUCCGAUGUAUAUGAGUGAUAUUAAGGAUGGACUGAAUACGGAAACACUGGCAGCUACUAUAUUCAUGUACUUCGCGGCCCUUUCUACGGCAAUUACGUUUGGAGGUUUAGCGUCGGAUAAAACCCACAAUCUGAUAGGCAUUUCGGAAACAUUGAUUUCAGCAUCAAUGGUUGGACUUGUGUUUCAUUUACUUUCGGGGCAACCGUUGGUUAUCAUUGGUACCACUGGUCCGCUACUCCUUUUUGAUGAAGCGCUCAAUGAGUUCUGCAUCGCGAAUAACAUAAGUUUUUUGACAGUGCGAGUAUAUAUUGGCGUUUGGUUGGCAUUCAUUUCUUUGGUUGUGUCAGCCUUUGAAGGAAGCGUUUACGUACGACUUUUUACUCGUUUCACACAAGAAAUAUUCUCUGCUUUGAUCACACUGAUCUACAUCGUCGAAACUGUUAUGAAACUGGUCUACGUUUACGGUCGACAUCCGCUUCUGGCAGAGUACCAGUACAAAGAUGUAGCAAUCUCGCCGCAAACAUUGCAAGAAUCUGACUCAAAUACCACUCUCAGUACAUCUGUCGAUCUUGUAGCAGAAAGCCUAACAGCGAUCGUCAACAGCACCAUUGCUCCCACGGUAGAUAACCUGUUGAUCCCUGCCGACGCAAUCGGGCCCAAAAACCAGCCGAAUACAGCCUUAUUCUGCACAAUCCUUACGCUUGGAACAUUUUCCCUUGCCUAUUAUCUUAAACUGUUUAGAAACUCACACUUCUUGGGACGUAAUGCUCGUCGCGCUCUGGGUGAUUUCGGUGUUCCGAUUUCGAUUGCCCUUUUCGUACUAGUCGAUUAUAUGAUCCCACAGGUUUACACCGAGAAGCUCAGUGUUCCAGAAGGCAUCUCGCCAAGUGAUGAAAGCCGUCGUGGAUGGAUCAUACCACUGGGUGGAUUACCAAAUUGGAUGCCAUUUGUUGCAGGUGUGCCGGCUUUGCUGGUGUACAUUUUGAUCUUUAUGGAAACCCACAUUUCCGAACUGAUCGUUGACAAACCAGAACGAGGGCUGAAGAAGGGCUCUGGUUUGCACAUGGAUAUCGUGUUGCUAUGCUUCCUCAACACAGUAUGCGGCUUCUUUGGUAUGCCAUGGCACUGUGCCGCCACCGUGCGUUCGGUGACCCAUGUUUCCGCCGUGACGAUCAUGUCAAGAACACACGCUCCUGGCGAUUCUCCACAUAUAACUGACGUCAAAGAGCAACGUAUUUCCGGUUUCUUUGUUUCCCUAAUGGUGGGACUAUCUGUCACAAUGGCCCCAAUUCUGCGACUUAUUCCAAUGUCUGUACUAUUCGGGGUCUUCCUCUAUAUGGGUAUCGCUUCGAUGAGUGGUGUACAGUUCUUUGAAAGAUUGCGACUGUUCUUCAUGCCGGUUAAGCAUCACCCACAGGUGCCAUUCGUACGUCGAGUACCAUCCUGGAAAAUGCACAUCUUCACGACGGUUCAGGUCCUUGCGCUGGCCAUGUUAUGGGGCGUCAAAUCAUCGGCCUUCUCGUUGGCUUUUCCGUUCUUCCUAAUUAUGAUGGUACCAAUUCGGAAGCAAAUGGAAAGAUUGUUCAGCCCCCUGGAACUAAGAGCGCUGGACGGAAGUCAACCCAAUGAAGGAGCGGAAGAUGAACCAGAUUUCUACGAGCAAGCUCCAAUUCCUGCUUAAGCCUAGUAAUUUUAGGAGAAAAAAAAACUAUACACAAAACGAACUAGAGCUUUGUUGAAUUGUGUUUUGAUUUGCUGUUUGUCGUUAUGUUUGAAAAGAAACGUACAUGUUUAGCAAAAUGUUUUACAUAUUUACAACUAAUAACGACUGAAUCAUCAGUAUGGAAAAGUAACGUCUGGAAACACAAAUCGACUAAACAAUGUGUUUGUACGCGAAACAUCUCGAUCGGACAAAACUUCUAUGAAGUACAAUAUUUCUUUUUUUUUACUGUUUGUUGGCACCACACCGAAACUUGAGCGGUAAGAGUCUAUAUACAUUUUUUCUAUAAAUACUUUUUGACUAUUGAAACUAUUAGUGUUACACGUACAUCGCUCUAAAUGAAAUUAAGGAAACUUAAUCAAGGAUGUUCUGUCGAAGAAUAUUUAAAAAAAUACAAUUGUUAAUAUUUGACUACUUUUUAACUAAAAUUUAAUGGAAACAUUUGAACAAUAUAAGCGAACCCACUUAAUAUACUAGAUAUAGUUGAAAAUACUUAAAAAGUAUAAAUCUACAAAGACGGCCACAUGAAUAUUACAUUUGGUAACAGAUGAACUAUAUGGACAACCUCUGAAAGAAUGUGCAACAAUCUGUGAUCAGUAUUAUUUACAAGAGACAUACUUAACCAACGGCCCUGUACAAAAUCAGCAAACUUAUGAUUUCAGAACUACACAAAGCGAGAGAAAUAAUGGUGCAAAUGAUGAAUAGAAAGGGUACCUACUACAAUCUGGUACGCUGUAAUGAAUUGUACAGGGAGAACCAAUUAAUAGAGCGAUAUUUUGCAAUACAAAUGUGCACGAGGAUUGCACAGCAGUUGUUAGAAUGAGUAUCAUCAAACGAGAGCGCGUCCCUAAUAGAAUAAUCGAUGCCAUAGUUACUUCAGACUAUCAGACCAUCAAAAUGAUAUAAGAAUGAGUCAAAAUGUGUAGUAGAAAUUUACGAAGAAAAACGUCUUGGCUCCACUCAAAUUCAGCAUAUAAAGUCCAGAAAUAGAUCGAUGUUGAGAUUGGCGCAUGUUCAAUUUACUGACACUUACAUAGAAUACUUAGUUCUUAACAGCUCCUCCAAAACAGAAUCAAAUGAAAAAGAAACCAAUACAGUUGUUAGUGAUUAGUGGAGUUUGGUAGAGUAGAAUAACUCUUCCAAUUAUGAUAGAAACACAAUUUAAUAGACGAUGAUACUUACGAACGCUUAACCUACUAGAGAUUAUAACAAAUAAUCUGAAAGCAAGUGAUACAAAUAAAUGUUUCGAACACAGCA